CUUGUCCAGCAGCCACAUGAACGCGAAGCAGGGCAAGAAGCCGAUGGGUCCCCACAGCACCAGCAGCGCGAUGUCCCAGCUGGAGAAGCCGUAGGCCUGGCGCGCCGAGUUCUGGAUGGGGCCCCAGGUGUUCCAGACCAGGCCCUGCGCGAAGCCCAGCAGCGAGAAGAGCAGCAGCACCAGCCAGCGGCGCCCGUACACCCGCCCGGGCCCCGGCGCCGCCGCCGCCGCCGCCGCCGCCGCCGCCUCCCCGCGGCCCCUCCAGGCGCCCCCCGGCGCGGCAGGCCCGAGCCCGGGCCCCAGCAGCGGCUGCCGCUCCUCCUCGCUGCUCCAGCCCGCGCCCAUGGCGACGCGUGGCCCGCGGGGCCUGUGCCCAGCGCCGUCCGGGGGGCCGCCGAGCAGCCCCGCGCCGCUGCGGUCGCCCUCGGCCUCCGGGCCACGCCUGCUGCGCCUGCGCCCUGCGCGCCCGCCCGGGGCCGCGAGGAGGGGCGGGUGCCGCGCGCGCCGGGCGGAGGCUGGGGGGCCGCGCGAGGGGAGCCCUCGCCCCCACCGCACCCCUGCACCCCGCGAGCCCCGGAGAGCCACGGGAGGCGGGCGCCGGCCUGCAGACAGCCUCCCGGAGGAAGCACGAGGAAGUCCCAGCGCCGCCGAGCCCGGGAGAAGGAGACUCCCCGGAGACGCUGUUUUAAGAGGUGAACGUGUCAAACCUUUUACACCAGAGAAAGCAAAAGAAAUUAUAAUGUCUUUACAACAACCUGCAAUCUUCUGUAACAUGGCUUUUGAUUGGCCAGCACACCACUGGACUGCUAAACACCUUUCUGAGGUCCUUCACGACAAGCAGAUCCGGUUCAGGAUGGGAAUGAAAAGAACAGAUACAGUUCCUCAGUUUGAAACAACAUGUGCUUGUGUAGAAGCUACACUUGAAGAGUUUCUGACCUGGAACUGUAACCAAUCUACUAUUUCUGGACCAUUUAGAGAUUAUGACCAUUCCAAAUUCUGGGCUUACGCUGACUAUAAAUAUUUUAUCAGCCUAUUUGACGACAAGACAGAUAUUUUCCAGGAUGUGAUAUGGUCUGACUUCGGGUUUCCUGGAAGAAAUGGACGGGAAAGUACAUUGUGGAUUGGCUCCAUGGGAGCCCAUACACCCUGUCAUCUGGACUCCUAUGGUUGCAACUUAGUAUUCCAGGUACAAGGAAGGAAAAGAUGGCAUCUCUUUCCUCCGGAAGAUACUCCUUUCCUUUAUCCGACUAGAAUCCCUUAUGAAGAAUCUAGUGUGUUCAGUAAAAUCAAUGUUGUGAAUCCUGAUUUAAAACGUUUUCCUCAGUUCUGCAAAGCUCGAAGAUAUAUGGUUACACUAAAGCCAGGACAGGUUCUGUUUGUUCCGAGACACUGGUGGCAUUACGUAGAAUCCAUUGAUCCUGUCACUGUCAGUAUAAACUCAUGGAUUGAGCUGGAAGAGGACCACCAAACCCGGGUGGAAGAGGCAAUCACACGCAUGCUUGUGUGUGCCUUGAAAACUGCAGAGGACCCACACAAUACCAGAGCUUGGUUAAACCCAACUGAGGUUGAGGAAACAUCCCAUGAAGUCAAUUGCUGCUACUUAAAUAGAGCCGUUUCUGCCCUUUUUGAUUACAGAACAUCUAAGGUAGUAGAAAUCCAAGCACUGAGAACAAAUAGAGAUAACAUGAAAAAGGAAGGAUUAAAUGUGCACCAUCACAUGGAGAUGGAACAAAUAGAUGACCAGGACUUACUCUUGGGAACCAUAAAACAGGAGGCAGCAAGUCCCUUUGGCCCUGAUCUGGUUCCUGUAAUACUGAGUUCUGAAGAACUACCAUCAGAGAGAAGAGGUAUAUUUGAAGGUGAUGGUAAAGACUUUGUUGGCAAAGAUGGAGAACACCCUGGAAAAUUGCACUGCACCAAGAGGCAACGGAUGAUGAGUAAAAAUGAGGAUGUAGUUGCGGAACAAAUUGCUUCAGAUAGUAGUAUGGCUCCUUCUCAGACAUUCAUUUCUACAGAUGACUUGUUGGACUGCUUAGUGAAUCCACAAGUAACCAGUAUAGUGGCCCAACUUCUGAUAAAAGGAAGAAGUUUGUGGUCCUAAGGAAAUGACUUUUAAAAUAAUACCUUAAAACUAUUUUUAAAAAUAAUAGAUUUUUAAAUAAAAGAUAGAAAAGCAAAAAGUUAAUUUGCACAUGCUUGUAAAUGCACUUGUUCUUACCUUAAUUGUGUUUCAGUCUCUUGCCACCUUCAUUCAUAAACAUUGCUCUUUGGCCGGGCUGGCUCUUUGUUAGUUGUUCUUCAGUGCCUUUGCCUUUCCUCUCCCAUCCCAUCCUUUUAGCCUAUCUCAAAUGCAAGCCCUAGGUGUUCUCAACAGAAAGUUAUCUCUUCAGCAGUCUCAAGCAGAGGUCGGCCUACUGCUUGUUUUUGUAAAUAAAGUUUUAUUGGAGCACA
This is a messenger RNA of Nyctereutes procyonoides (raccoon dog), 2451 nucleotides long. RefSeq names its product HSPB1 associated protein 1 (gene HSPBAP1). The transcript is spliced from 8 exons. The record is from RefSeq and is a predicted model, not a curated record. Gene Ontology annotation, molecular function: 2-oxoglutarate-dependent dioxygenase activity. Lineage: Eukaryota; Metazoa; Chordata; Mammalia; Carnivora; Canidae. The coding region runs from base 116 to 2101 and encodes 661 amino acids.